AUGUCAAAAAUAAUUAAUUAUUCUUUUUUAAAUUUUUAUUUAAUUUUUGUUCAAUUUACUUUAAUAAAAUGUGAAAUAAAUUCAACACAACUAACAAAAUCUUCAACAGAAAAUAAAGAAAAUGAUACAAAAACGCCCCGAGAAGCAACAAAUGAAUUACCAAAUCCUGGGGAAAUUGCGGAUCCUUCUUUAGUCCCCGUUCAUCUCGAAAAGCCAGAAUAUCGUCCAGUUGCAGCAAGUAAUCCUAUGCCCGUAGUUACUGAAAAUCCAAAAGAAGAAUCCACAAGUAUAUCUACAACAAUAAUUAAUUUAGGGGAAGGGGAAAAAGAAGAAAAUAAAAUAAUUGAAGAAAUAAUUACUACAACUACAACAACACCUAGUGAAGGAGAACAUACAGAAAUAAUAACACUUAAACCUAAAGAGGAACAAAAAGAAGCUGGAAAGGAAGAAGAAACAACAGAAGAACCAAAAUCUGAGAAAAAAGAGGGAGAAGAAAAAGAAGGAGGGGAAACCUCUCCUCCCCCAGAUACUUCAACUACACCAACAACAGAUAUAGUAGAAACAACUAAUUUGGAAGAACAAAAUAAUUUAGAUGAAGAAGAAUUAAUCAAAUUAAUGACAGAAGCUUUAAAACGUUCAAAUUUAGCAAUUCAAAAUGUUACUUUAAUUUUACCUGGGGAUACUAAUCCAACAUUAUUACAAACUUUUUUACAAACUUUAUUAAAUAAUAAUUUAGUAGUAAAUGAUCAACAAAAAAAUAAUUUAAGUAAAGAAAUUAAUUUUAAUUAA
Messenger RNA from Meloidogyne enterolobii, 789 nucleotides. The record is from the annotation of a GenBank genome assembly. NCBI's taxonomy places the organism in Eukaryota, Metazoa, Nematoda, Chromadorea, Rhabditida, Meloidogynidae.